CACGUUUAGUCGCCUCCUUAUGUCAUUCGCUACCUCUCGACUUAAUUUACUUUAGUUUCCAUAGCAACGAGGAGCAAACGGAAGAAGCACCUGUGUUGGGCGACAUGGCUGAAGUCGAAGAUACUUUGAAGAGAAUUCAGGGCAUUAAUGGUGUUAUUGGCACAAUCGUCGUUAACGCAGAAGGUAUUCCCAUCAAAACCACUCUAGACAACUCUACAACAGUGCAGUACGCCGGACUGCUGCAUCAGCUGACCAUGAAAGCCCGGAGUACAGUCAGAGACAUCGACCCCCAGAACGACCUGACGUUUCUGCGCAUCAGGUCCAAGAAACACGAGAUCAUGGUGUCGACAGAUAAAGAGUACCUGUUGAUCGUCAUCCAGAACCCAACUGAGUAGUGUCCCAAUGCUGUGUUUCACAUAGACAGACUAACUAAACCAUAUUCUAGAACAUGUGUUCAUCUGUUCGUAUUUAUGAUUUAUGAUCUGCCUUUUGAAAUACAUCAAAAAGUUUGAUUGUUCAGUGUGUUUGAUUGCAUGUCAUCAAUAAGUCAUCAAUAAAUAAGUGAAUUGUUUCUUUAUUGUGAAGUAUGAGUCUUUAAGGUCUUUUAAAUGCUUUUCUAGUAUAUUUAAGUGUAAUUCCUAUAAUCUCCACCAGAUGGCAGGAGAUCUAGCAGAUGCUUUGUAUUGCUGCUCAUUUGCUUCUGUGAAAAAUUGCUGGUUUAAUGGGUUGUGACAGCGGCAGUCUGGUGUAUUGUGCUCUUACUGUAGUAUUAUAACACAGUUAGGUGUGUAUGAACGUCUUCUUCACACUAACAACGCCAAAAACGUAAAGCACAUUUAAUAGAAAUAUAUGCGG
This is a messenger RNA of Labeo rohita (rohu), 855 nucleotides long. RefSeq names its product dynein light chain roadblock-type 2 (gene dynlrb2). The transcript has 5 exons. Gene Ontology annotation, biological process: microtubule-based movement. Gene Ontology annotation, cellular component: cytoplasm; centrosome; cytoplasmic dynein complex. Gene Ontology annotation, molecular function: dynein intermediate chain binding. NCBI's taxonomy places the organism in Eukaryota, Metazoa, Chordata, Actinopteri, Cypriniformes, Cyprinidae. The coding region runs from base 105 to 395 and encodes 96 amino acids. The record is from RefSeq and is a predicted model, not a curated record.